UAUAAUAGAGACGUAAGACAUAUUACAUAAAAAUAUAAAAUAAAAAAUAAAAAACAAUGAAAGAAGCCCUUUCUGUUUUGUGUCUUGUUCUUUUGGUUACGGUUUCAGAAGCAGCAGUAACGAAACCAAAAUUUGGAGACUUCAUCGAAUGCCUUCGCUAUCGUACAAGUCCGGAGAAUCCAAUCACCGAUUCCAUCUCCAUUGCCGAUAACACCACCACCUUCUUGUCUUCUUACUUGUCUUACACGAAAAACAAGAGGUACUCGAGCCCUAACUUCAAAAAACUACUAGCUAUCGUUGCGGCGAAACAUGUAUCUCAUGUUCAGGCCACAGUGGUCUGCGCAAAGACCAACGGUAUACAACUGCGUAUCCGAAGCGGCGGUCAUGACCUCGAAGGCCUUUCUUACAGGUCAUCUGUGCCAUUUGUCAUUCUCGAUAUGUUCAAUCUCAGAUCUAUUACUGUUGACGUAUCGAGCAAGAAAGCAUGGGUUCAAGCUGGUGCAACCUUGGGAGAGCUCUACGUAAAGAUCAAUGAGGCAAGCCAAACGCUAGCGUUUCCAGCUGGCGUUUGCCCUACGGUAGGAGUAGGAGGGCACAUAAGCGGUGGAGGGUAUGGAAAUCUGAUGAGAAAAUUCGGAAUUACAGUGGAUCAUGUCGUUGAUGCUCAAUUAAUUGAUGUCAACGGCAAGCUCUUAAAUCGAGCUACCAUGGGAGAAGAUCUCUUUUGGGCCAUUCGCGGCGGUGGUGGUGCGAGUUUUGGAGUUAUCCUCUCUUGGAAAAUCAACCUCGUCGAAGUUCCAAAGAUCCUGACAGUAUUUAAAGUUAACAAAACAUUGGAACAAGGAGGCACUGAUGUUCUCUACAAGUGGCAGCUUGUCGCUACCAAAUUCCCUGAUGAUCUUUUUAUGAGAGCAUGGCCUCAGAUCGUAAAUGGAACAAAACGUGGCGAGAGAACCAUCGCAGUUGUACUCUAUGCUCAGUUCUUGGGUCCAGCUGAUAAGCUGAUGGCGAUAAUGAACCAGAGCUUGCCUGAUUUAGGGCUAAAACGUGAAGAUUGUCACGAAAUGAGCUGGUUUAACACGACAUUGUUUUGGGCCGAUUACCCGGUGGGAACACCGAAGAGCGUUCUUCUAGAUAGGCCGACGAAUCCAGGAUUCUUUAAGAGCAAAUCAGAUUACGUUAAAACACCGAUCCCAAAAGAAGGAUUAGAGAAGCUUUGGAAGACAAUGUUUAAAUUCAACAAUAUUGUGUGGAUGCAAUUCAACCCUUACGGUGGAGUGAUGGACCGGAUUCCGUCGACCGCUACAGCAUUUCCUCAUCGGAAGGGAAACUUUUUCAAGGUUCAAUACUCUACAACAUGGUUGGAUGCAAACGCAACAGAGACUAGCCUAAGUAUGAUGAAGGAGCUUUACGAGGUUGCGGAACCGUACGUGUCAAGUAACCCGAGAGAGGCCUUCUUUAAUUACAGAGACAUCGAUAUUGGAAGCAAUCCUAGUAGUGAGACAGACGUAGAUGAGGCUAAGAUCUAUGGAUACAAGUAUUUCUUGGGGAAUUUGAAGAGAUUGAUGCAAGUCAAAGCUAAGUAUGAUCCUGAGAAUUUCUUCAAGAACGAGCAGAGUAUUCCUCCUGUUCGUGUAAUGUAGUAACCUUACUCUUUGAUAAGAUUUAUUUAGUAGUAUAGUAAUAAGUUAUUUGGGCUUGU
Molecule: messenger RNA, 1702 nt
Organism: Arabidopsis arenosa
Lineage: Eukaryota; Viridiplantae; Streptophyta; Magnoliopsida; Brassicales; Brassicaceae
Source: the annotation of a GenBank genome assembly